Molecule: messenger RNA, 1051 nt
Organism: Orbicella faveolata
Lineage: Eukaryota; Metazoa; Cnidaria; Anthozoa; Scleractinia; Merulinidae
Product: eukaryotic translation initiation factor 3 subunit G-like
Cellular component (GO): cytoplasm; eukaryotic translation initiation factor 3 complex
Molecular function (GO): translation initiation factor activity; RNA binding
Source: RefSeq, a predicted model, not a curated record
CAGAACAUCGCGGUCUCCACAGAUUUGUCGCUGAUUCACGUGUGAAAAGAAGGGCUAUUUUCGACUGACAUUUUUUAACAUUUAGGAAAUUAUCAGAACACAGAUGCCAGUUCUUGAUAAAGACACCGACGAGAAGCCAAGUUGGGCUGAUCUAGUGGAAGAAGGAGAAGAAGACCACUUACCGCCCAUAUCAGAGGUCAUUAAUGGAGACACAAAAAUUGUAACAGAAUUUAAAAGGAAUGAGGAGGGGAAGUUGCUCAAGAUUGUGAGGACCUUUAAAAUUGAAACAAAACGGGUUUCAAAGACAAUAGCAAAAAGAAAGUUAUGGAGAAAGUUUGGAGAUGCAAAGAAUGACGGGCCAGGUCCAAAUCCAUCCACGACGACAGUUACUGAUGAUGUGUUCCUUAUCCUCACCACCAACAAGGAGGACCUACAACAAGAUAUGGAUGACCCACUGAAGAAGCUGGGUCAAAGUACUCAGAAGAUUGUGCAGUGUCGUAUCUGUAAAGGAGACCAUUGGACAACUAAGUGUCCUUACAAGGAUCGACUGGAGGUUAUACAGGCACAAGUCAAAGAGGAAGAAGCUAAACCUGCCACUGGUGCUGCGGGAACAGCAGGAACAACAGGAGCUGGAGAUCAGCCUGCAGCAUCCAAGACUGGAAAGUACAUUGCUCCAGGACUGAGAGAAGGAGCAGCCAACAGACGUGGGGAGGCCAUGCCCAGGUCACAGAGGGACGAAUCAGCCACAAUAAGAGUGACUAACUUGUCAGAAGAUACCAGGGAAGCUGACCUACAGGAACUGUUCCGUCCGUUUGGACCAAUUUCCAGGAUCUUCCUGGCCAAAGAUAAGCACACCAACCAGUCAAAGGGAUUUGCAUUUAUCAACUUUGUUCAUCGUGAAGAUGCUGCACGAGCCAUUCAGAGCGUUCAAGGAUUUGGUUAUGAUCAUCUCAUCUUGAACGUAGAAUGGGCUAAGUAAGUUGAUGAAUUGUUUUGAGGAUAGGGCCAGGUACUUUCAGUUGGACCACCUACCUCACAGGAUCUGUAGUUU